GGGACGGAUGUGGGCACACAGUGAUGUAUCAAGACAGCGGGACCCUGGCAUCCAAGAACUAUCCCGGGACGUACCCAAAUUACACCCUUUGUGAAAAGAAAAUCCAAGUGCCUCUGGGAAAACGCCUGAUCUUAAAAAUUGGGGACCUGGAUAUCGAAUCACAGAAGUGCGAGUCCAGCUACCUUACCAUCCAGAGCUCUUCAACAGUGCACGGGCCUUACUGUGGUAAUGUGAUGCCCGUCCCCAAAGAAAUCAUUCUGGAUAGCAAUGAAGCGACUAUUCACUUUGAGAGUGGAUCCCACGUGUCAGGACGAGGUUUUCUGUUGUCCUAUGCCAGUAGUGAUCAUCCAGAUCUAAUCACGUGUUUGGAACGAGCGAACCACUACGCAAAGGCUGAGUACAGCAGAUACUGUCCUGCUGGCUGCAGAGACAUAGCAGGUGACAUUUCUGGGAAUAUCGGAGAAGGAUACAGAGAUACCUCGCUGCUGUGCAAGUCGGCGAUACAUGCAGGCGUUAUCACGGACGAGCUGGGCGGUCAGAUCAGCGUCACCCAGCAGAAGGGCAUCAGCCGCUACGAAGGUGUCGUCGCCAACGGCGUCUCUUCACACGAGGGUUCUCUGUCAGAUAAGCGGUUUAUAUUUAUUUCAAAUGGCUGCAAUAAAUCUCUCAGUCUGGAAGAGGGAUUCCUCUCCAGGAGCCAGGUUACUGCAUCUUCCCACUGGGAGGAGACCAACGAAUUUGGGCAACUGUUCCAGUGGUCUCCCGACAAGGCCUGGCUUCAAGUUCCGGGAUUGGCUUGGGCCUCUAACCACAGCAGCAAUCGCGAAUGGCUGGAGAUAGACUUGGGAGAGAAGAAGAGAAUAACAGGGAUUAAGACUGCUGGUUCUGGAUCCACUACGCUGAAUUUCAACUUUUACGUAAAGACAUUUACAAUGAACUACAAAAACAGCAACUCGAAAUGGAGAACUUACAAGGGGAUUCUGAGCAAUGAGGAAAAGGUAUUCCAAGGCAACUCCAACUCUGGUGACGUAGUACGCAAUAACUUCAUCCCGCCCAUAGUGGCCCGUUACGUGCGAAUUAUCCCCCAGACGUGGAACCAAAGAAUAGCAGUGAAGCUCGAGCUGAUGGGUUGUCGAAUAAUGCAAGCCAAUAGUUCAUUUACGCAUUCAAUGUGGCAGAAACCAAGUCAGAGCACGGAAACCUCCCUUGGAAAAGAAGACAGGACUGUUACGGAACCCAUCCCAUCAGAAGAAACUAACUUGGGUUUAAAGCUUACAGCUAUAAUUGUGCCCAUCCUCAUCGUGCUGUGUCUCUUCCUGUUCUCUGGAAUCUGUAUCUGUGCAGCCCUACGCAAGCGAGAAGCCAAAGGACUUUCUUACGGAUUAGCCAGUGCUCAAAAAUCAGGUUGUUGGAAACAAAUCAAGCAGCCCUUCACCAGACAUCAGUCAACUGAAUUUACCAUCAGCUAUAAUAACGAUAAGGAGACACCACAAAAACUAGAUCUGGUCACCAGCGACAUGGCAGAUUACCAGCAGCCUCUCAUGAUCGGGACUGGGACGGUAACACGGAAAGGAUCUACUUUUCGACCCAUGGACACCAAAGACGAGGGAAGAAGGGGGAGUUCAGAGUUCGAAAACCACUAUCACUGUCCACACAGAGCUAACCGGCACGAGUACGCUCUGCCCCUGACCAGCCAAGAGCCCGAAUACGCCACCCCCAUCAUAGAGCGGCACGUCGCAAGAGAAAAUAACUUCCCCUCUGAAAACGGCUACAACGUACCUGUCGUCUCAUCUCGGCAACACUCCCUUUCUGCCGGCAGCUUCUCCAGUUCAUGUAAGACUGAUACCAGGAACGGAGACUAUCAGACGCCCCAGAGCGUCAUAAACUACGACAAACCCAAAGCUAAUGGUGUCCUGUCCUCUGUGAGCUACAGCACAGACUACCAGAAACCUCAGCCCAAUGCCCUCGGGAGCGAGGGCUACUCGACGCCCAGAGACUGCCUCAAACCGAUAAGCCAGACAGCAAUGACAGCUCUCUUGUGA
Eurypyga helias (sunbittern) is the source of this 2042-nucleotide messenger RNA. RefSeq names its product discoidin, CUB and LCCL domain containing 1 (gene DCBLD1). The transcript has 14 exons. The record is from RefSeq and is a predicted model, not a curated record. NCBI's taxonomy places the organism in Eukaryota, Metazoa, Chordata, Aves, Eurypygiformes, Eurypygidae. The annotation marks the transcript as partial.